AGAGAGAGGAGAGAAAAAAAAAACAUCCAAAUCACAGCCCCCGAGACCCGGGCGCAAGUUAGGCAUCUGGACUGCUGCGGGCAAAGCGAGAGCGCCCGCCUGCUAUUCAAAUGCAACAGUAGAGUCCGGACCAGGAGUUGUCUCCUCCGCCUCCCUCACACCGACUCCCUCCGCCCCCCCCCCCCCCACUGUCCGGAGUAUUGGCUCUGCCAGAGUGAAGCAGCCCAUCUCUUGUCUGUCCUGUCCUGACUGGAACAUAGAAAGAGAGAGAAAGUUCUUACUUUGCUCCGGAUAACACACAAGACAGAGAAAAGAAGAGAGAGACGGAAGACAAGCUCAGGGAGGCCGGCAGCGCGCACUGCACCAGGUGUUGCAUUUGGUCAUGGCAACUACUUUACCAAGGACCCUUGGUGAACUACAACUCUAUCGCAUUCUGCAGCGAGCCAAUCUCUUGUCUUAUUAUGAUGCUUUCAUUCAGCAAGGGGGAGAUGAUGUACAGCAGCUCUGUGAAGCAGGGGAGGAGGAAUUCUUGGAGAUCAUGGCCCUGGUUGGCAUGGCUAGCAAACCUCUGCAUGUCAGGAGGUUGCAAAAAGCUUUGAGAGACUGGGUGACAAAUCCCUCUGUCUUUAAUCAACCCCUGAACUCUCUUCCAGUCAGCAGCAUCCCACUGUACAAAAUAUCUGAGAGCUCAGCUGCUUUUCCUGGGUCAAAUUCUAACAGUAAUGAAAGAAAUAGUAACCUUCGGGAUCCUCCUGUGAAGUUUCCAAAAUGUUUAGCUGCAAUAUGCGGUCAGGGAGUGGGACCUAACAAGUCUGGCAUGGCAGGGAAUUCACCACUGCAAAUAUGCAGUGAACUACGGUUCUGGCAAGGACAUUCCACUACUGAGAGUGAACAGAGUCUUUCCCCUGCUGACCCUGCAUCUCCAUCUUCGCCAAAAGAAAAUGGUGAAAUUCUUGAUGCUGCUGCAGUCAUUGCAAUUACAGAAUCUGUUGACCGUUUGAUUCAAGGCAUUCCAAAAACGGACAGAAAUGAAGUAAAAGAAUUUUUAAAAACCAAUAAGAAGUUAGCAAAAAUGAUUAGCCAUAUCUUUGACAUGACUGAUGGUGAUCCCCACAAAGAAGAAGAGAUCCGAAAAUAUAGUGCAAUAUAUGGUCGGUUUGAUUCCAAAAGGAAGGACGGAAAGCAUCUUACACUUCACGAGCUAACUGUUAAUGAAGCAGCUGCUCAACUCUGUACAAAGGAUAACGCAUUGCUCACUCGGAGAGAUGAACUAUUUACGUUAGCUCGACAGGUCUCCCGAGAAGUAACCUACAAAUACACCUAUAAAACCUCCAGGUCUAGGUGUGCUGAGCAAGAUGAAUCGUCUCCCAAACGAAUAAAAAUGGAGGAUGGUUCUGUACAUGUUCAAGAAUCGCUACAGAUUUUGCAACAGAGGCAAGAGACAUUAAAAGAGCAAAUGGCUCUAGCCAAGAUGAAAGGUGAUGAGGCCAUGAUUCGUAAUAUUCAGGUCCAACUUGAAGCAAUAGCAGCUAAAUACAUAAUGCUUGUGCGUGAACAAACAGGUCAGGACAUGUUACAAAUGUCUGAGAGGCAUCAAUCUGCCACAGCUUGCAGGCCAUAUUCUGAAGAGCAGAAUUCCAGAAGCCCUCCUGCAGAAACUAUGGAUGGACAAGCUGAAAAACCACUGAAUCUCAGGAUCUCUGACCAUCAGAGUAGACAAAUAAUGCAGCAAAUGGUAUCAAGAGAAGAUCUACAGCUUGCGAAACAAGUGUCAAAUGAAUUAAGCAGACUCUAUUCAAGCAAUCCAAGAGAGCCUCAGUGUUCAGAAAACAUAGGCACCUUGAAGGAGUUUUGUCAGACGGUCCUGAAUCACACAGAAAAGAAGAAUGAAGCAUUGAAACCUAUCAAAAUAGAGCCUGAGGAUGUUAGAUAGCCUUUUCCAAAUUUGCCUAUUUCACAAAAUGGCAUCAGGAAGCAUCGUAACAAGAGCCUUAAUGACCAAUGUUGCCUCAUAACUGUUCCAUUAUUGUGGUUUCUGUUUUGUCAAAGUUACUGUGGACAAUGGUUUGUUAGUUCAGCAGAAAACUGAAUAAUUUCUAACCUGAUGGUUUAUUGUUGGUUAUGUUCAGUAAGUACUAUAAGUGCAGCUGGUCCUAGCAGUGAGAAAACUGCUUAAUGACUAAUCUAUUUACAUUAUUUAAGAAUUGGUCACAAAGAAAAGAAAACUCUAUUGAAAAUGGUACCCAGUAUUGAAAAUAAUUAAUAACAAUACAUUACAUGAAACUUUUUUUAAUAGGCAUCAGCUUAAGAUAGUUAAUGUAUUGCUUUUCUCUAGAAACUAGUCUAGCAUCUAGCUUAAUAAACCCUUCUUGAUGGUUGUAUACUUUCAUUUAGAUCUGAAGUGGGGUGCAGUAUACAUGUAAUAUCAAAGAUUAUGUAAGUUUAACAUGCUCAUUUAUCAUUAAUAAGGGAUGUGGGAUGGAAUUGGAUCAAGGAAUUAAGCUGCGAUUAAUUAGUCUAGUUGAGGUGAUCCAAUAUAGGCCACAAGAUAAAUGCAGCUGUUCAACCUGAAUGUAAUGAAAGGAAAAGGUAUGAAGUGCAUAAAAGGUCACUCCAAAUGUUGUGUAUUUGAGCACAAUUGCUAAAGUUUCCACAUAUAUCAGAAGUGGUGCACAUGUUUGACUAGGUUUCUGAGGAAUGUCUAUCCACUUACUCAAAUACAAUAAAUGUCUAAAGGCUUCAUUUCUAUUUAAUUCAUUGAGAGACUAGAUAUCAGAAAAUUCCCACAUCCCUAUUUAGACUAGUGGGAAAAAUCAGAACUUAAAUUUUUUCUAGUUAAAACACACUUGCUUAUUAGCUAUUUCUGUUUAUAUACAUUGUUCUUUGAUGUUUUUAUUUAGUUUUAAUUUUGUUACUGUAUAGUUUAUCCUAUUAAUCCAUUUUUUUAACAUUGCUGCAUCUCAAUAUUCUUUGGAUCUCAUUGGGGGACAACUGAAAUAGUGAACAAAGACUUUAGUCAAAAGAUUUGCAUUUGCCCCCUUUCUGUUAAAAACAGCAGAAAUAACGUUGAGAUUCAAAUCUGCAUUAAACAUUAAACUGUUUAUUUUUGCCUUGUUUUUCUGCAUUUUUCUUUUGUUCAGUAUGUCUUCUGUUUGAAGUCAAAUUGCAUUUUGGUUAUGGAGUAUUUAACUGAUCAAAGCCCAGAUAUUUUAAUCUGGUCAUGCAGGCAGCCAAAGCCCUGUAGAACUUUUGCUACAGAUGGACCAAGAAUCGUUAUAAAUGCAGCAUUAAAAAGAAAACUCCAGAUAAAACUGCAAUAAUUACACAAAUAAUGCUGAUUAUUACAGAAGAUUCAACAGCUGAUUGUGCACUCCUGUUCAAAGCGUGUAAUAAAUGACUUUGUUAACUGCAUAUUACAUUUUAGUCAAAGUCGAGUAUCAUUUUAUAUUACCUGUAGUUAACUGGAGAAUAGCUGUAGAGUAUUAUUCUGUUGUUGUGGCAGAUUAGCUCAUAAAGGGAAUUGAGAGCAAUUCCCUAUGGUACAAUUCAACUAAUUUGAAAACUGUGUUGUAUAUUGUUGCCAUGAAAUGUUCUCUUGAACUUCGACCUGUAAUGUACUGAUGUUGCUAUAAUAAUGUCUUUAAUAUGUCUUGACCGUUAAUCAAAAGUAUGUUAGAACAUAGUUUAAACUGUGCCUCCGUCAUAACCCUUUUAAAAUGUUAGAAAUUGUAAAGUGGUGAUUGACAGUACACAUACUCUAAUGUAACUAAUAUGUUAAUAUUAAUGUUUCCUUUUGGAAGUCAAUUUAAAGAACAUUACAAGGGUCAGAGGAUAUCUGGGAGAAUGGUUGAUUGUCCUAUUGGUCUGUACUGUUUGAAAUUGCUACUUAAAUGGCAAAUGGGCCAGUAUUAAUUAUUCUGAAUGGUCUGAAAAUACAGUAUAGGAUGUUUUGAAUAAACACUAAUGUAUUUAAUUUGUUAUAUAAACAUUAAAAUAUAUUUUUGGAGUUC
Messenger RNA from Carcharodon carcharias (great white shark), 4010 nucleotides. RefSeq names its product NGFI-A-binding protein 1-like. The coding region runs from base 383 to 1933 and encodes 516 amino acids. The transcript is spliced from 8 exons. The record is from RefSeq and is a predicted model, not a curated record. NCBI's taxonomy places the organism in Eukaryota, Metazoa, Chordata, Chondrichthyes, Lamniformes, Lamnidae. Gene Ontology annotation, molecular function: transcription coregulator activity; transcription factor binding. Gene Ontology annotation, biological process: negative regulation of DNA-templated transcription. Gene Ontology annotation, cellular component: nucleus.